ACGGCACGGCGAUGGCUUGACAGCGAGUUCGGUUCUCGUGUAACACUGUAUGGUCAAAGUCUUUUUCGUCCAAGAAUUGUGAUUAUUAAUGAUUAACGGAUUUGUAUCAUACAGCUUUCACUGUGAAUUCCUGUUGUGUAGACCGUAUAUUUCUGUAUUGCAUUUUUACUUACGUGUCAUUUCUUGCCGCGCCGGUAAUUGAGUUAAAAAGACAGCAUCGUCAGUAAUGGCGCCCGGGUGGAAGCUGCCGCUGCAAACCAUUCUGGCCGUCGUCGUGAACUGUCCUACGGUGACCCGCGGCUGUCCCCGAACGCCCUGUAUUCCUUCGUGGGAAGAAGAGCCCUAUAAAAGCCGGAUUCUGCACUGUGAGAGACAGCAUUAUGUGCCACCGCGGACUCCGCCUGCAUUUCACAGAUUCAGCGGACACCUUGCGAGAGAACAUUACUUAUCGAGGAGCGCUCGCGAUCCAGACCACCUACUGUGCUUGAUCAACACAUUAACCGAUGAUCGCUCGCCAUCGUUCCAACAUGCCCUCUAUGUAGAAGAAGGCCAUCCUGUGGAAUUAGACUGUUAUCCGCUAGAAAGCGUCCCACGGGGCAUCCACAUCAGGCGCGCAUAUUUCCCCGGCUUCCAAGAUCACGCUACCGGUCUCUACUACUGGACUAAGGACGCGCGCCAAUUUUGUCAUAAAUGGGGGGGGAUCUAUCCAGACCAGCAAUGCGGCGCGCCCGUUGAACUGGAUCAUAGCGCGCCGGAUGAACAAGUGUGGAUCAAGUCGUUUACAACGGCCCAUGCGGGCUUAUACGCCUGUGUGUACAUCGAAAACUGUAACAACUGGUGCUCGCUGCGCGUUGGACCAGCCUACCGCCUCCAUGUGGCGUCCAAGAAAGAGGUUGCAACCUUAGAUGCUGCGCAACAAGUGACCAGUGACGCGACAAAAUCUUUUCCGCCAGUCAAACACACAGAAAUGGAUCCGCCCAUGUCGUCGGCUGGUGUUGUCACGCUGCCCGCCGUUUUGCUGCAUACGCAAUGGUUCAGUACGGCUCCCGCGAAUGGCGUGCUGCAGGAAACUAACACUGCUAGCUACGACGCUCAGGGGAAAGCCAGCAAGAUUUCUACAAAUACAUCCGCUCAAAGCAUCGCGUUUCAGUCUGUUCCUUCAGAUGUCCCACGUCCAUCCGCCACGUAUACGGAGAUCUUCCACUCCGGGACACCGCUGUCCACAUCCAUCCCCUCGCCUUCUCCGUCGGUCAGCGCGGCAAUGGACAACGAAGCCAUAACGCCGACAACUAGAGCACUGUCUACGGGCUUCAAGCAGUCGGCAGCAUUUGUAAACCCUUCGCUAUGGAAAAUGGAUGCGGUCAGCGCUGCUCACACGAGAGACGUCGCAGACGCCGAAGACUUAUCGGUCACGGCAAUGGAAACCAUCAACAGUACACCGCUGUCCAUUGCGCUGCCCAACGCGAGCAUCAUUGAUGAAGAAACUGUUACGGUGGAUGGCGGGAACGAGACCGAGUCCGCCCCCGAAUUCGACUGGGUGCCGUCGGAUCAGCGCCGUCACACCAGGUUCCCGCCCGAGUGCCCGGCCUGCUCCGGCAACUGCCCCUGUCCACCAUCUAAGCGCAAACGCAAGCAUUUAUAAAUAUGGCUGCAUGUUGCUGUAUAUCUGUACACUGUGCUGUUGCCUGCACAUUCAAUUUAACAAAGUUGUAUAGCAAACAUUUCUUCCGUUGACGCAUUUUAUGUUAGUUUGUUGUGCAUUUUGUGUGCCA
Molecule: messenger RNA, 1772 nt
Organism: Paramacrobiotus metropolitanus
Lineage: Eukaryota; Metazoa; Tardigrada; Eutardigrada; Parachela; Macrobiotidae
Exons: 6
Coding region: 227-1642 (471 amino acids)
Source: RefSeq, a predicted model, not a curated record